UCUCAGUACCACCGGUGGACUCGAACAACGGCUUCUUUCAUGUUGAAAUUGUUUUCUUUUCGGGGGCUGCCCUGGAGCCUCAGUAAUGGUGGUCAGGAAAAGGUUCAGCUGACAGCUGUUGAAGUAGAGUCACUUCGAUCAGAACUAGCUGAUUUAGAAGAGAGGGAAGCUCAAUUAAAAGCUCAGUUGGAAAAUAUUGAUGAAAUAUUGCGGUCAUCUCGUCUAUCUGGCUAUUUGUACAUUCGAACUAGAUGGGCGGCACUUCCGGGAGAAUCUCCACCUAUAGAUGAUACUGAAGUAGAUGAUUGGGUUCCUCGCUUUGUUGUUCUUCAGGGUGCAUGUCUAUUCUUAUAUUUGGUUUGUACAGAUCUAAGUCCUCAGGACUCAACGCUUCUAUCUGACAUUAUUGAAGUAGAUCAGUUACCGAGUUUCAAGCGUGAAGAUGAUGAGAUGCGAUAUGCCUUUUAUAUUUUAACUCGUCAUGGAUUACGAUAUGAAUGCUCAAGUAGUUCUAAGAUACAGGUGGACUCAUGGUUAUCAGCUUUAAAAUCUGACUGCAAAUUGGAAUCUGAUACAGUUUGCAGAUCCGCUUCUAGAGCCACCAGGUCCCUCCUCUCUUCUUCCAACGCCUCUCGUUUUUUCUCCGAAGGGCGUGCGGUAGGUGCUGCUUCUGCAGUUUUGUUCACCAAUAAAGCGCCUCUUCUGGCUUCCAGUUACAGAAGGGCUGGUUCUCAAAGUGGACCCGGAGCAUGGAUUUCAGGAGCUCUUGCUCUUCCUGCUGCAGCUUUCCUUCUCCAAGAUCAGGAGGUGCACGCUGCUGAGCUGGAGCGCACUUUCAUUGCCAUUAAGCCUGACGGAGUGCAGAGAGGGCUGAUUUCAGAGAUUAUAUCUCGUUUUGAGCGGAAAGGAUACAAGCUUGUGGGAAUUAAAGUAUUAGUUCCUUCAAAGGAAUUCGCCCAGAGACAUUACCAUGACCUGAAGGAGAGACCCUUCUUCAAUGAGCUAUGUGAAUUCCUUAGCUCUGGCCCUGUUGUUGCAAUGGUCUGGGAAGGACAGGGAGCAAUAUCAUAUGGCCGAAAGCUAAUUGGGGCCACAGAUCCCCAGAAGUCAGAACCUGGAACUAUUAGAGGCGAUCUGGCUGUCAUCGUUGGAAGAAAUAUCAUCCAUGGGAGUGAUGGUCCAGAGACUGCCAAGGAUGAAGUCAACUUGUGGUUUAAGCCAGAAGAGUUGGUUAAUUUCACUAGCAAUGCAGAGAAGUGGGUCUAUGGUUCCAACUGAUUCCUUCCCUCUUAGUCUAGCAUAGAGUGAAAAGGAAGCAAAUUUUUGGAAUAAACUUUUUUGUCUGAGAUAAAAUUGAAAUGGCAACAGUGACUGUAGAAGCCAUGAAUAAGUGGAAUUGAGAAUACUCUGUUAGCAGGAAUUUCUUUAUCAUAAAUCAAAGUUAGUGAAUUAUACUC
Lotus japonicus is the source of this 1457-nucleotide messenger RNA. RefSeq names its product nucleoside diphosphate kinase IV, chloroplastic/mitochondrial-like. Gene Ontology annotation, molecular function: nucleoside diphosphate kinase activity. The record is from RefSeq and is a predicted model, not a curated record. Gene Ontology annotation, biological process: UTP biosynthetic process; CTP biosynthetic process; GTP biosynthetic process. The transcript has 13 exons. Bases 40 to 1278 code for a protein of 412 amino acids. Lineage: Eukaryota; Viridiplantae; Streptophyta; Magnoliopsida; Fabales; Fabaceae.